AUGGAUUCUAAAGACAAGCGGAAGUUUGAGAAUGAUGAUCCUCAUCCUGGUUGUUCGGUCUCAAAGCAGCGGAAGGUAAUUGGCCCUUCCCUCCCUCCUCCUCAAGAGGCCGAUGCAGCGAACAGUGAAACUAGCAAUGAUGAUAAUGAUGAUGACGACGAUGAUGAUUUCGGUCCAAGUCUUCCUCUGAAAGGCCCUGUACUCCCAGUGCCUACCACUUCCACGGCUUCUGAUAUACCUAGACCGGUGGAAAGGGAAAGCCAGCGAGAUCAAUGGAUGCUGCAACCUCCCUCCCACUCCGACUGGUCUUCCAAGGUCGAUCCUACACAACUACGAAAUCGCAAGUUCAAUACAGGCAAAUCAGCCACGGCACCUAAGAACAUGGAUUCCUCGUGGGUUGAGACUCCAGAGGAGCGAUUGAGGCGUCUGCAGGAUACAGUUAUGGGCGUUGCUGCCUCAACAAAUCAGCCCGAGGACAACAAAGGUGCUACAAAAGCAAAGAUGAUGGAGGAUCAAAUCAAAAGAUACAAGGACAUGACUGGGAAGAACAGUCGAUUGGAAAAUCCAGGUCAGGCUGAGAAAGAAGAUGAUGAUCCAAGUGCGCGUGCCUUUGAUCGAGAGAAGGAUAUGGCAGUUGCUUCGAAGAUAUCUAGUGCGCAGCGCCGGGAGAUGGUAAAGAAGGCUGCGGAUUACAACACACGUUUUACAAAGGGCAACUUCUUAUAG
Molecule: messenger RNA, 726 nt
Organism: Penicillium mononematosum
Lineage: Eukaryota; Fungi; Ascomycota; Eurotiomycetes; Eurotiales; Aspergillaceae
Product: GPALPP motifs-containing protein 1
Exons: 3
Coding region: 1-726 (241 amino acids)
Source: RefSeq, a predicted model, not a curated record